This is a messenger RNA of Ceutorhynchus assimilis (cabbage seed weevil), 2281 nucleotides long. The record is from the annotation of a GenBank genome assembly. NCBI's taxonomy places the organism in Eukaryota, Metazoa, Arthropoda, Insecta, Coleoptera, Curculionidae.
AAACGAAUUAGCCUUAUAUCAACAUUGACACUUGACAGCCACCCCCUUAACAUAACCUCAAUUCGAAAAUCAAACAAAAAGAGUGUUAUUUUUCAUUUAUUUAUAAUAAUAUACAUGUUUUUUGUUUUAACUCCAUUAUAUUAUAUACAGUUUUUAUGGUUCAUUUUAUGCAUAUUUCCUUUUUUUACCAGGUGUCAGUUGUUAAGUAAUUUUUGCUGGCAAAAUGUCUGAGGACGAUGAGCUGCCGAACACUCUUACACCGCCAACACAAAAUUCCUCUCAUUCUCAGCAAGACAACGUUAAUUUGGUCAACGAAAUACCAUGGGGCCGGCUCAUUACUUGCAUUAAAUGUUUACAUUCUAUUGAUUUGAUCCAAUCAGUGACGUUUGGCAGAGGCAGCGCCUGCGACGUCAUCGUACCCGCCAAAGACUGUCCACCCGGCCUACUCCCAAACAUAUCCAAAAAGCAUUUUACAAUCGAGCGAAAUUUAAAAGACAAUUUAGUUUACGUCACAGAUUUCAGCAAAAAUGGCACUUACAUCAACGGAGAGAUAAUUGGAACUAACAAAAAGAAAAUCCUCAUUGACAAAGACGAAAUCGCAGUAUCGACUCCGCACCAAAUAAUCUACAAGUUUUUAAGUCACGGCAAUGAAAAACCUGACUUUUUGCCGUCCGAUUUGUUGAGCAAAUAUGCCAAUGUGCGCCGUUUAGGCCGAGGCUCUUGCGGCGAAGUUAUGCUUGUAAAAGACCGCAGCACUUUGAAAGAAUACGCUAUCAAAAAAAUCAUUUUGUGCGACAACAACAGCUCGCAAAUGUACAAAAUCAAUCAUCCAUCUAAAGUAGACAAUGAAGUCACUAUUUUAGGGAAUUUAGAUCAUCCUUUGAUAAUUGGUAUGUUGGACAUCCACUCAGUGGAUAAAGAAGUCUACCUUAUACUAGAAUACAUGGCUGGAGGCGAAUUGACUUCUAGAAUUCAUCGCAGUCCAAUGUCCUUGGACACAGCCAAAUUUUAUUUCGUACAAAUACUUUUGGCUACAAACUAUUUGCAUUCUCUUAAUGUCAUUCAUAGGGAUUUGAAGCCCGAAAAUAUUCUGCUACUUGAUGAACGAGAAGAAACUUUAUUGAAAAUUACCGAUUUUGGUUUGAGCAAAUUUGCCGAAGGGUCUGUAAUGACCAAAUGUGGCACUUACAGGUUUGCCGCGCCUGAAGUUAUCAAUCCCAAACAAAGGAAGUACAGUAAAGAGGCUGAUAUUUGGAGUUUGGGUGUUAUUCUUUAUUUUAUGAUUUCGCAAGAUUUUCCUUUUCAAGGAAAAAAUGAAUCUGAAUUGACCAAGAAUAUUCUCAAGGGUAAUUAUGGUUUUCACCGUCCCAUUUGGCAAGAUGAAGAUAUGGUUCCAGUGAAAGAUUUGUUGACCAAAAUUUUAGUAUUAAACCCUAAAAAUCGUUUUGGGAUUUCGCAAAUAGUUGACCACGAUUGGAUAAAAUAUGACCACGGUGUAAAACACAGAGUCAGCCAACUUCUAGAACAACAAGGCUUGGAAAACCCGAUGGCCGCGUUUUCUUUGGAACCCGAACCGAAAAAAUUUAGAUUUUCCAAUAGCCAAAUCGUCCGAUCUCACUCGUCCUCAGACGACUCUGACCAUGAUCAUACUUUGACCAACAGCAGCGAGCUGAGUUGCACUCCUACCCUCUGUUUUUUAGAGCAGGUACAAUAAUUUUAUAUAACAUUUUGUAUAAGAAAGAAUCUCGUUUUAGUUAUAUUUAGGUUUGUUUGCACAUUGUGCCAUUUUUAUGUUUGUAUGUUUAUUUGUUUGUUGUAUGACCAUUUUUUUUCCAAUUUCAUCUUGUUCCUGAUUCCUGAGGGUUAAAAAUUACGUUCUAAAAUUAUGGAACACUUUAAAUUUUUGCCUGAAAAAAAAAAAAGGAUUUUCAAAUCAUUCCAGAAGGGUGUUUUGUUUUUGGUUUAAAAGUCCCUACUCUAGCAUGCGAUUGCUUCUUUACCUCACAUUUAGAUAUAGAAUUUUGUGUUACCUGACCCUUUUUUGCUUAUAAGUUUAUAGUAUUUUUUUCAGACUAAUUAUGUCGAUAUGAAAUAAGCAAAAAAGUUGUUUUUGUUAAGAGUAGAUUAUCAAAAUAACUAUGUGAUAUAAAGUUUAAGACUAUAGGGUAUACACCCUGUAUAAUAUUGUUAGGAGCUGUUUAUUUUUUUUUUUAUAGUGUCUUUUGUACUUGUAUAUUUGCAACACAUUUUUCUACUUUUCUAAUAAAAAUUUCCCUCUUUA